CUCGCGCGGCUCGUGAACAACGUGCUCGACUUUUCGAAGAUCGAGGCUGGGAAGAUGGAGCUCGAGGAGACGCCGUUCUCGCUGCGAUCGCUCGUCAAAGAGACGUCGGAGAUUAUGCGCGCGCAGGCGACGCGCAAGGGCUUGGCUCUGAACGUUCGCGUCGCCGACGACGUCCCCGAGGUGAUUCGAUCGGACGCGCUGAAGCUGAAGCAGAUCCUCGUGAACCUGAUCUCGAACAGCGUCAAGUUCACGCGCGUCGGGAGCGUCGCGUUGACGGUGACGGUCGCCUCCGACGCGGACGCGACCGAGGAGUAUCUGCGCUUCGAAGUCGAGGACACGGGCGUCGGCAUGACGCGAGACGUGUUGACUCGAAUCUUCGAGCCGUUCGAGCAAGCGAACCGGUCGACGAACCGCACGUUCGGCGGCACCGGCUUAGGCCUGGCGCUGUCCAAGUCGCUCGUGGAGCUGUACGGCGGGAUCUUGUGCGCGUCGUCGAACGCGGGGCGAGGGAGCGUCUUUUCGUUCGCCGUCGGGACUGGUGGCGGACUAAAAAACCGCGACGACCUCCGAGGCGCGGGCCCGAUCUCGGUCCUCAUCGCCGAGGACAACGCGUUGAAUCGAAAAAUUUUAUCGUCGCAGCUCAAGUGCCUCGGCGACUUCAACGUCCGGCACGUCGUCAACGGCGCGGAGGCUGUGGACGUCAUCUCCUCCUCCGAGCACGACGCGUACGCGUUCGUCAUCAUGGACUACCAGAUGCCCGUGAUGGACGGCAUCGAGGCGACGCGGCGGAUACGACAGCUGGAGCAGGACACGGGCAAACCUCCCGUCGCCAUCGUCGGGUACACCGCGUCCGUGGAGCAGAGCGUGCUUCGACGCGCGGAGGAGGUUGGCAUGGACAUGGUCCUCUCGAAACCGUGCUCGAUCCCGAAACUGCGCGCGCUCAUCAAGAUGAUUCUCAUGGCGCACGACCUCGCGGCG
This is a messenger RNA of Micromonas pusilla CCMP1545, 978 nucleotides long. RefSeq lists its product as uncharacterized. Gene Ontology annotation, molecular function: transferase activity, transferring phosphorus-containing groups. Gene Ontology annotation, biological process: phosphorylation; phosphorelay signal transduction system. The transcript is spliced from 3 exons. The record is from RefSeq and is a predicted model, not a curated record. NCBI's taxonomy places the organism in Eukaryota, Viridiplantae, Chlorophyta, Mamiellophyceae, Mamiellales, Mamiellaceae. The annotation marks the transcript as partial.